Molecule: messenger RNA, 5544 nt
Organism: Drosophila simulans
Lineage: Eukaryota; Metazoa; Arthropoda; Insecta; Diptera; Drosophilidae
Gene: Ptpmeg2
Product: tyrosine-protein phosphatase non-receptor type 9
Exons: 8
Coding region: 176-2662 (828 amino acids)
Biological process (GO): protein dephosphorylation
Molecular function (GO): protein tyrosine phosphatase activity
Source: RefSeq, a predicted model, not a curated record
CAUUGUUUGUUGUCAGUCGACGCGCGUUCAUCUCAUCUCAUCCGCCUUGUGCGCUCGCGUCUGUUCGCUGUGAUGUGGAAUUAAAUUAUUAUUAUUAUUUAUUUAUUUGUUUUUGUGCGUGUGUGUGCAAUAUAGUGUUUGUUCCAGCGUGUGGGUGUGUGAAAAAUGCCGUAAAAUGCAGCAAACGCAAUGGAAUAAGGACAGGCAGGAGGAUAGGAACAACAAUAGCGGCAGCACGAGCGAGCAGGAUAGCGGCUGUCAUCGGCGUCUCUUCCUGUGUAUUGCCAAGGCUGUGAAACAAUUCAUUGAUCUCUGCAACAAUCUAGGUGCUAACUGCAGCACGACGACAACCACAUCCCCGUCAACUUCCUCCUCUUCAGCCAGCAGCACGCAGAACUUAAUAGCAGUAGUGCCGCCACAGUUGCAGCAGCUUCAGGUGCAAUUACCGGCGCCAGGUGGAGGUGGAGGUGGAGGAGGAGGAGCAGGUGCAGGAGGAGGUGGCGGUGGGGGAGCGGCGCCUGUGAGGCGCCACAUCUCGCAUACGACAGCCGUGAAGUUUCUGUACGCCCGUAAAUUCGAUAUACCGCGAGCUGUCUCGCUGUACGAACAGCAUGAACAGAUCCGCCUGAAGGAGUAUCUGUAUAACAUCGAUCCGGAUGUGGAGCCCUUGCGCUCCGAGUUGCAGACCGGCAAGUUCACAAUCCUGCCCGCACGCACUUCCAGUGGCGCUGCCAUCGCCCUUUUCACCGCCAAUCGACACAGUCCGCUGAGCGUUUCGCACACAACCACGCUGCAGGGCAUCGUCUAUCAGCUGGACAGUGCGCUCCAGGAUUCGGAGACGCAGCGUGCCGGUCUCGUAUUUAUCUACGACAUGAGCGGCUCCAAGUAUUCCAACUUCGACUACGACCUCUCCCAGAAGAUUCUCACACUGCUCAAGGGCGGCUAUCCAGCGCGUCUGAAGAAGGUCCUGAUCGUGACGGCGCCACUGUGGUUCAAGGCACCCUUCAAGAUCCUGCGUCUGUUCGUGCGCGAGAAGCUGCGCGAGCGAGUGUUCACUGUAUCGGUGCCUCAAUUGGCGCUGCACGUGCCGCGCAAGGCGCUGCCCAUUCACUUGGGUGGCACGCUGGAGGUCGAUCACGCCACAUGGUUGCUCAGCUGCCGCCAAUCGAUGACGAAUCGUGAGGACGAGCUGCUGGCCAAUAUCGUGGGUGUGGGCGGUGGAUCCGGAUCCGGUUCAGCAGCUGGAUCAGCAGUUGUGUCCACCAAUGGCACGGAAACCGAGGCCGCAACAACGGCAGCCACGAUAAUCAGCGCCGUCCACCAGUUGGGCGAUAACAAUACCACCGUGGUGACGGUCAGCAAUGGCGUCGGUCCAGCUGGAUCGGCAGCUGGCGGAGCAACGGCAGCAGCGACGACGGCGACGGAACCCAACGAAAAUAUCACCAUCAACGGACUGAGUCCAAGCCACCGGCAGGUGGCGAAUCACAGCAGUAGCAGCAGCAGCAGUGCAGCCACAGUGGCCAAUCCCCUCAAGCUCAGCACAAGUGGCUCCGCGGACAACAAUAGUACCAUCACGAACGCCACCACAGCUUCUGGAGCAGCCGGAGCAGCUGCUGGCACCACCACCAAUGGCGGCGGCGAGUUCUGGUCAGAGAAUCCGCCCAGCAGCGCCUCAUCCGGCUUCAGUGAUGAUGAUAGUCUCGCCGGUCAGGAGGGCGAUCCCAAGCCCAUUGAUCAGAUUGUUCAGAUGGUGAAGCAGCGCGGACGCCAUGGUCUGAUUAAGGAGUACGCGGACAUUCGGAAUAGGGCGCCCGAGGGCACCUUCCUGCAUGCGAGAAUGCGGGCCAAUUUGACCAAGAAUCGCUACACAGACGUCCUCUGCUACGAUCACAGUCGAGUGGUUCUGGCACACGAAGACGGCGACGAGCCGUCGGAUUACAUAAAUGCGAAUUUCGUCGAUGGCUACAAACAAAAGAAUGCCUAUAUUUCAACUCAAGGUCCAUUACCAAAGACAUCCCAGGACUUUUGGCGCAUGAUCUGGGAACAACAUUGUUUAGUAAUAGUGAUGACGACGCGCGUGAUGGAGCGCGGACGCGUGAAAUGCGGCCAGUACUGGGAGCCGACUGAAGAAAGUUCCUUAGAGUUUGGCGACUACCAUGUGCGAACAAUUAGCGUUGAGUGCAAUGAGGACUAUAUGGUUGCCUCGUUAGAAUUGAGAAACAUAAAGACUGACGAAAUUCGCAAUGUCUCACAUUGGCAGUUCACCAGCUGGCCAGACUAUGGCGUUCCCAGCUCGGCCAUGGCCAUGCUGAACUUCCUGCAGAAGGUGCGUGAGAAGCAGGCGCAGCUCGUCCAAGGACUGGGCGACACCUGGGCGGGUCAUCCCCGUGGACCGCCCAUUGUGGUGCACUGCAGUGCAGGCAUUGGACGCACAGGUACAUUCAUAACCCUGGACAUUUGCAUAUCGCGCCUGGAGGACGUGGGCACGGCGGACAUUCGUGGCACCGUUGAGAAGAUCCGGUCGCAGCGAGCCUACUCCAUUCAGAUGCCCGAUCAGUACGUGUUCUGUCACCUGGCCCUCAUCGAAUACGCAUAUUCGCGUGGAAUGCUACAGACGGUCGAUCUGGCUGGCUUCGAUGAGCGCGAACCGGACUCGGAGUAGGCUAAUACUAUCAACACAGUCCUUGGACCGGAAAAGGGACGAGGAAACAACUUGUAUACAGAAUAAUUUUAUGUUUUACCAUUGGAGUUGUAACUUUCUUCGACUAGAUGCUCGUCCUGAUAUGAUAUAAUAUGGUAUAUAUGAUACGAGAGAAACGAUCGGAAGCAUAGAUAGAUUCCGAGACACGGACGAGGGAGAUGAUGUUGUAGAGAGUAGAGUAAACAAUUUACGUUAAUCUAUUAUUUUUUUUUAAAUACUAUUACACACCAAGCUAUAGUUGUAUAGCAAAAACAUCUAUAUAUAAACAUUAUUUAAAUUAAAUUUAAAGUAAAUGAAAAACAAAUAGCUAAAAAUAAAGAAACAAAAACAAAACCAGCAGCAUUAGCAAAACAAACAAAAGGCUAAACAAAAGCAAAAAAAAAAACCGAAAUUAACAGCGAAGAGUGUUUAACCAUGACAAAGUUAACUAGAGUCCGAUAAAGUACGGAGUACAACGAAGGCAUAAAAGAUGAGGAUGAGGAUAAGGACGACGACCAGGAAGAGCGGGACUAGAGGCCACUCGUGGCGAGCAAACCAAACAAACCGUCCGGCGGACUGUCAAAAUCGUAGACGGACCCGAGGCGGAGCGGACAAAUUUUGUGCGUUUUCCCCCAUCUCAACCGUGUAAUCAGAUGCAGCGGGCUGCGAAUUUCCUAAACGCAACUAAGCAGCUGAAGAUGGAGCAGCAGGAGCGGCAGCAUCAGCGGCGCAUCAGCCAACUAGUUACAUAAAAUUUAUAGCAUAUGCCUAGAUCUACGUACCGCAUAUAGGAAUAUGGAAUAUGUAUAACGAUUAUAAAAAUACCAGAAGAAAUCAGAUUUAAGCACUGUUCAAUGUUGUUGCAUACGAAAAUAGACCAAAAUGAACAAGAGAGAUUCAUCUUCGCCAGCCCAGUCUCCUGGCCGCAUCUCCUCCAGAUGUGACCGAAUCUGAUGCCCGAACACCCCCACCCACAAAGCUCUCUUCGCCCCCCUAAGCUGUUAAAUGUGUCAUUUUGUUUUGUUUUUUACCCUUUUUUUCUAAUAUUUAUACAUAGAGCGUAAUUAAGUGUAUCGAGCAGGAAGUCGUAGUGAAUUUUACUAAAAAUUAUUUUACCAACUAGACGUGAAUAGUUGAAAAGCGCAGAAAGCGAGUAUUAAAGAGAAAUGAUUAAGAAACAUAUAUCUAACAUGCCUUCUUACCUACAUUUUUCAUAUAUGCCAAGCGAAUCUAAAACGGAAUAAUAAUCGUAAAGAAAAUAAAUGAAGGAAAACCAGACAUAUUUUGUAUUACUUUUUUAAAAUAACAAGGAGAUCUAUAUUCAAUUAUGAAUCAAGUCAAGAAUGGCAGCUUUCUCGAACAGAAGUAAACAGAAAAAGAAGUAAACAGAAGUAAAAUGAAAACAUAAACGAAAUCUUAAGUGUAACAACUAUGUGUAUGUAAUGUCGGUCAGAAUGCAUUUUCUUCGUGCAUCUUUGCGAAAGUAUUAUAAAUAUUUACAUAUAAAACAAAUUAAGUGCACAUACUGCAACACAUCUGCUAAAAAAAAAUAAGAAAGAUAAAUACGUUUUUUUGUCUCAUCAUGUUUGUAUGCAUGUAAAUAUAAUACCUACGAUAUAUAUAGUAUUUUUGGUGCUAACUUAAGAGUUGCCCGCACCGUGCUCCAAACACACAACCCAUACACACUCUACCACUCACACGUAUAUAUCAUUAGAAUUGUAAAAGCUGUGAUCAAACCCGAAUGAAAGAUGCAAGUCGAAAUUGGAGCCACAGACUCUCCUCGCACAGCCAGUCAGUCAGUCAGUCAGUCAGACCAGACCACUGAAGUCAUACACUCCCUAUACUAUUUAAUCACAGAACAGAACAGAACAGAACCAUUUUCAAUUCUUUCAAAGGCCUUUUCCUAGAGAAACAAAGAACAAAAAGCAAAAAAAAAAACCUUACCAGAUUGCAUGAUGAAUACUACUCACCUCCCAGAUCAGAUCGAUGGAUGCUCUAUUUUUAUAACGCUUGACACUCGGAUCAUACUGCAUAUAAUCCAAAACCAAUCCAAAAUUGGGAAGACGCAAAAUAAUGCCGCGCAGAUAACUAUAAAUAUUUUUUGUAGUCUCCAGGCUCGGAGUGAAGGAAAGAAUUUAUUUAAAAACAAAAAAACAAAUUAUAUAUAUAUAUAUAUACAUAUAUACAUAUAUAUCUAUAUGUAAUAACACAUGUAUGAAAAUUAGCAAAAUUUCUUCAAGUGUAAUGUAAAAUUAGCUAGAGUCACAAGCCUUUGUUUUCCGUUCAAACGAAGUGUAAAGAAAAUUACUUAGUAUGAGUACGCAAAAUGUUGCAUGUGUCACGAUUGCUUUCAGAAAGCUUUGCAGCGCACAACAUGCACCUAAAAUCAAAACUUAAAAACAACAACAAAAAACCAUUUACCAGAUGAUUGAUCGAUCGAUCCAGCCCACCCUUAACCAACUCUUGACUAAAUCUAUCCACUAACACCUACUCCCCGCAUAUUGAAUAUUGAAUACUCGCAUUUGUCGCACUUGGAUAAGCCACCACUAACCGACCGGAAGACCACUAGCCUCCACCAAUCCACUAAUCUCCACCCAAUCCAGCUCAAAACCACAGGGAGACACUGUACAUACACGCGGCAGGACGCCCGUCCGGCAAACCAGUCCACGAUCCACACCCGAAACAUGGAGAUCUUAGUCUAGAGAAAUGGUCGCAUAAUAUUUAAGGACAUAUAAGUAUGUGUUAUCAUUUCAUAAGGAGAAUCGAGAAACCAAAAUACAACUUGAUGUAAAAGCAAAAUGCAUUUUGCAGUUUAAAAAAAAAGCAAAUAAAACGUAACAAAUGAAAAUUGUGUAUAAAAUGUA